Molecule: messenger RNA, 657 nt
Organism: Trichomonas vaginalis G3
Lineage: Eukaryota; Parabasalia; Trichomonadida; Trichomonadidae
Exons: 1
Coding region: 1-657 (218 amino acids)
Source: RefSeq, a predicted model, not a curated record
AUGAAUAUCUUCAAUGACUAUCGAAUCGUACAAAAUCAGGCUCUUGCCAACGAGUUUACUAAGCGAAGCCUAGUAGCUCUCAAAAUUAAACUCGACGUUUCUUCAAAACAAAUUUAUACAGAACUUCCCCUUCAAUUUACUGACAACUGCUUUAUUGUUGUCAUUCUUAAUAGACUUAAUUCAUUCAUUAUUGUGAAGGAUUAUUCUGUUAUGGAUUAUGAAUUACUCCCAGGAAUGAAGCAUUAUCCGCCAAGGCGUUUAGUCACUGUUAGUGCAAUUGUAACAGUUAAAAAUAAGUUUACAUCAGUUAUGCAAUUGCUCAAUGCUGUUGCAAUCCAGAAAGAUUAUGACCUUAAAUAUACAAUUAGCAAUCACAUUAAAGUUGUAAAAGGCUAUGUUGGCCGUGAUGUCGAUUCCGAUGAAUACAAGGAGGAAAUAUUAGCAGUCCUACAUGACAAAGAUGAUCCGAAAAAAAUAACUUUAAGGAGUGUCUAUUAUUGUAGCUACAAUGAAGACCCGAGAAGAAGACUCACUAUAUGCAAAAAAUGUGAUUCCCAUAAUAUCCAUUAUAAGUACAUUGAAAAUUAUCAUCAAUUCAAUUUAGAGAACUGGCAUGAAUUUGUUCAUUAUCCAUUCGAAAAAAUGCUCCAAAUCUAG